UGCGGGCAGGUUCCGCAGCCGUCUUCGCCGCCUCCGCCUCUCCUGCCACCGGGGUUUGUAUGAAAACACCGGGUGCGCGCCGCGAGAGAUCCGCCGUGCGCCUCAGCAGCUGCUGGCGCCCAGCCCGGUGCGGUGGUUCUGCGCAGCCCCCGCCAGCGCCCAUGCCGAGCCGAUUAUCUGCAAUGGUGAAAUGAAGUAACUCAAGAUGAGCAAGUUAAAAGUGGUAGCAGAAAAAGGCCUUACCAAUAAUUCUCGGAUUGUGGCACUCCUGGCUCAGUUAGAGAAGACCAAUGCUGAUGCUCCAGAAUCAGAUACUGCCAGAUAUGUUACAUCAAAAAUUCUUCAUUUGACUCAAAGUCAAGAAAAAACACGGAGAGAAAUGACAACCAAAGGUUCUACAGGAGUGGAAGUUCUGUUGUCAACAUUAGAGAAUACGAAAGAUCUUCAAACUAUACUUAAUAUCUUAAGCAUUCUUAUUGAGCUGGUGUCAUCUGGUGGAGGUCGAAGAGCAAGUUUCUUAGUUGCCAAAGGUGGUUCACAAAUAUUGUUACAACUACUUACGAAUGCCAGCAAAGAAUCUUCCCCGUGUGAGGAAUUAAUGGUACAGACUCAUUCCAUUCUUGCAAAGAUUGGACCAAAAGAUAAAAAAUUUGGAGUGAAAGCUAGAAUUAAUGGGGCUCUGAAUAUAACUCUGAACUUGGUCAAGCAGCACUUGCAGAACCACCGCUUAGUUCUGCCUUGUCUUCAGCUUUUACGAGUGUAUUCUACCAACUCUGUGAAUUCAGUAUCUCUAGGUAAAAAUGGAGUCGUGGAGCUGAUGUUUAAAAUCAUUGGACCAUUUAGUAAGAAGAAUUUGGGUCUUAUGAAGGUUGCUUUAGACACUCUUGCUGCAUUGCUAAAAUCAAAAACAAAUGCCAGGAGAGCUGUAGACAGAGGAUAUGUUCAAGUGCUGUUAACGAUUUAUGUAGAUUGGCACCGCCAUGAUAAUCGGCAUAGAAACAUGCUCAUCCGGAAAGGCAUUUUACAGAGCUUAAAAAGUGUUACAAACAUCAAGUUGGGAAGAAAAGCAUUUAUUGAUGCUAAUGGGAUGAAAAUUCUAUAUAACACUUCACAAGAAUGCUUGGCAGUUAGGACUCUUGAUUCUCUUGUCAACACUUCUAGUUUGAUAAUGAGAAAGUGUUUUCCCAAAAAUCGCCUGCCACUCCCAACCAUUAAAAGUUCUUUCCACUUUGAGUUGCCGGUUAUCCCUGUGACUGGUCCUGUGGCCCAGCUCUACAGCUUACCCCCUGAAGUGGAUGACGUAGUAGAUGAAAGCGAUGACAACGAUGAUAUUGAUUUAGAAGCCGAAAAUGAAGCCGAGAAUGAAGAUGACCUAGAUCAAAAUUUUAAGAAUGAUGAUAUUGAAACAGAUAUUAACAAAUUAAAACCCCAACGUGUACCAGGACGAACAUUAGAAGAACUAAAAAUGUAUGAACACCUCUUUCCUGAGCUUGUUGAUGAUUUUCAGGACUACGAAUUAAUCUCAAAAGAACCAAAGCCUUUUGUGUUUGAGGGAAAAGUACGUGGCCCCAUUGUUGUUCCCACAGCUGGAGAGGAAGCAUCUGGGAAUUCAGGUAGCUUUAAAAAAGGAGCUGUAAUGAAGGAAAAAGUAUCUCCCAAAGGAGAUGAAGCAAAAGAAGAUGGGAAGGAUAAUGACAGGACAAUACCACAGCAGCUAGGUGGUCAAAAUAGAACUCCUUCAACCCAGGGCUUAAACACUGAUAUUGUGAAGGCCUUGGACAGAAUCACAUUGCAGAAUAUGCCUUCUCAGAUAGCCUUGGGCUUGACUGCAGGAAUGAGGAAGGACUGUGGUCUCCCUCUCACUGUUCUCACCUGCACAAAAACGUGUCCACACCUGGCUGCUUGUGGAAAUACUCUGUUUGAAGGACGGACAGUGCAGCUAGGGAAGCUGUGUUGUACUGGGGUUGAAGCUGAAGAUGAUGAAGAUACGGAGUCAACCUCAUCAGUAGAACAAGCAUCUAUUGAUGUACCUGAUGGACCAACACUCCAUGACCCUGACCUCUAUAUUGAGAUUGUGAAAAAUACAAAGUCUGUUCCAGAAUAUUCAGAAGUGGCUUAUCCUGAUUACUUCGGUCACCUUCCACCUCCAUUCAAAGAGCCCAUUUUAGAAAGACCUUAUGGUGUGCAAAGGACAAAAAUUGCCCAAGAUAUUGAGAGACUGAUACAUCAGAGUGAUAUCAUAGAUCGAGUGGUAUAUGACUUAGAUAACCCAAAUUACACUACUCCAGAAGAAGGAGAUAUUUUGAAGUUUAACUCAAAAUUUGAAUCCGGAAAUCUGCGCAAAGUAAUUCAAAUUAGAAAAAAUGAAUACGAUCUUAUUCUGAAUUCAGAUAUAAACAGCAACCAUUAUCAUCAGUGGUUUUACUUUGAAGUCAGUGGAAUGAGGCCAGGUGUUGCUUAUAGGUUUAACAUCAUUAACUGUGAGAAGUCCAACAGUCAGUUUAAUUAUGGUAUGCAGCCACUUAUGUAUUCAGUUCAGGAAGCAUUAAAUGCCAGACCAUGGUGGAUUCGUAUGGGCACUGACAUUUGUUAUUACAAAAAUCACUUCUCAAGAAGUUCAGUUGCUACAGGUGGGCAAAAAGGAAAAUCGUACUAUACAAUUACAUUUACCGUGAACUUUCCACAUAAAGAUGAUGUUUGCUACUUUGCCUAUCACUACCCAUAUACAUAUUCUGCUUUGCAGAUGCAUCUUCAAAAGUUGGAAUCAGCACACAAUCCUCAGCAAAUCUAUUUUCGAAAAGAUGUGUUAUGUGAAACCUUGUCUGGAAACAGCUGUCCCUUGGUGACUAUAACAGCAAUGCCCGAGUCUAAUUAUUAUGAACAUAUCUGUCAGUUCAGAAAUCGCCCUUACAUUUUCUUAUCUGCUCGGGUGCAUCCUGGAGAAACUAAUGCAAGUUGGGUAAUGAAAGGAACAUUGGAGUAUCUCAUGAGUAAUAACCCUACUGCUCAGAGCUUACGAGAAUCUUACAUUUUUAAAAUUGUCCCUAUGCUAAACCCAGAUGGUGUCAUCAAUGGAAAUCAUCGCUGUUCUUUAAGUGGAGAGGAUUUGAACAGACAGUGGCAAAGUCCAAACCCAGAUUUGCAUCCUACAAUUUACCAUGCAAAGGGGCUACUACAAUACCUGGCUGCAGUGAAGCGUUUACCUCUAGUUUAUUGUGAUUAUCAUGGCCAUUCUCGAAAGAAGAAUGUAUUCAUGUAUGGUUGCAGUAUCAAAGAGACAGUGUGGCAUACCCGAGAUAAUGCAGCUUCAUGUGAUGUUGUGGAAGACAUGGGAUACAGGACUUUGCCUAAGAUACUGAGCCAUAUUGCUCCAGCAUUCUGCAUGAGCAGCUGUAGCUUUGUCGUGGAAAAAUCUAAAGAAUCCACAGCACGCGUUGUAAUUUGGCGUGAAAUAGGAGUACAAAGAAGCUAUACCAUGGAGAGUACUUUGUGUGGCUGUGAUCAGGGGAAGUACAAGGGUUUACAGAUUGGCACUCGAGAAUUAGAAGAGAUGGGAGCAAAAUUUUGUGUUGGUUUAUUGCGUUUGAAAAGACUGACUUCUCCACUGGAAUAUAAUCUGCCCUCCAACAUGCUUGACUUUGAAAAUGACUUAAUUGAAUCAAGCUGUAAAGUAACUAGCCCUACCACUUAUGUUUUGGAUGAAGAUGAACCUCGAUUCCUUGAAGAAGUUGAUUACAGUGCAGAAAGUAAUGAUGAGUUAGAUAUUGAAUCAGCUGAAAACGCAGGUGAUUAUGAACUUGCUCAAGAAGAAGCACUGUCUGACUCUGAAGCAUCAAGAACACACCCUUGACCCUUCAGCCAUCUCUUGUUAAUUGCCAAGAAGAAAUGAAUUAUCUUGGUUUUUAUUACACAGAAAACUUGAGACUUUUAGACAACUGACUCCAAAAAAGACAAAAAGUAACUUGGGCCUGUUUGGUUUCAAGACAAUAAAUAUAUUAUUAAUUCAUGAUA
Nannospalax galili (Upper Galilee mountains blind mole rat) is the source of this 4011-nucleotide messenger RNA. It is a transcript of the gene Agtpbp1, whose product is annotated as ATP/GTP binding protein 1. Lineage: Eukaryota; Metazoa; Chordata; Mammalia; Rodentia; Spalacidae. The transcript is spliced from 26 exons. Gene Ontology annotation, molecular function: zinc ion binding; metallocarboxypeptidase activity. Gene Ontology annotation, biological process: C-terminal protein deglutamylation; proteolysis; protein side chain deglutamylation. Bases 206 to 3850 code for a protein of 1214 amino acids. The record is from RefSeq and is a predicted model, not a curated record.